AUGGAGAAGGUUAUGGGGUUGUUAGACUUUGGUGCAGAAGAUAUUCGCGUCGUGGGGAUAUGGGGAAUGGGUGGAAUUGGUAAGACCACUCUUGCUGAAGCUUUGUUCGACCAAAUCUCUGGCGGAUUAGAGGGCUCUUAUUUCUUCAGGAAUGUUAGAGAAACUGAAGAGAAGGGUAAUCUUGUUGAGAGGAGAAAUGAGUGUCUAUCUGUGAUUUUGGGGGAAAAUCUACGAAUAGGAACAUCUAUGCUACCGAGCUUUGUGGUUGGUACGCUUCGUCGUAAAAGAGUACUGGUUGUGCUUGAUGAUGUGAACCAUCAGAGACAACUUGAAAUUUUGUUUAAAGGGCUCGAUGAGUCUAGUGCUGGAAGCCGUGUGAUCAUAACAACACGAGAUAAACAUUUGCUCAGCAUUUUCCCGAAAGACAAAGUAAAAGUAUAUGAUAUGGAGGGAUUAAACAAUGAUGAAGCAUUACAACUGUUUUGCCGCAAUGCUUAUGUCUCAGGCCUUCAGACUGAAGGUUAUGAUGAGCUCGCAAUGAAGGUGGUUCAUUAUGCUUCUGGCAUUCCUUUGGCACUUAAAGUCUUUGCUUGCUCUCUUCGGGGCAGGGGCAAACACGAGUGGGAAAGUGCCUUGAACAAGCUGGGGAAAGUUGCCAACAUGGAGAUUAGCAAUAUAUUGAAAGUUAGCUACGACGGUCUAGAAGACAGAGAAAUACAAAACAUAUUUCUUGAUAUUGCUUGUUUCUUCAAGGAGCAAGAUAAAGAUCACGUGACCGGAUUGCUAGAUGGUUGUUAUCACGCUGCGUCUUAUGGGUUAAGUGUUCUCGAUGAUAAGGCACUUAUAAAUUUAAGAAGGAACAUGAUUGAGAUGCCAGAUCCGCUGCAAGAGCUUGGUUGGGAUAUUGUCAUACAAGAAUGCGAGUCAGAGCCUGGGAGAAGGACUCGAUUGUGGAGACCUGAUGAUGUUCACCGCGUUCUCAAAAGGAAUAAUUUUGGCUCUUUACAGGGUACAGAGGCAGUCAAAGGAAUAUACUUGGAUUUGUCAAAAGUAAUGAAGUUGGACAUAAAACCGGAUGUCUUCGAGAAGAUGUACAAUCUCAGACUCCUUAAAUUCGAUAACAGCAAAGGGGUAAACACUAAAGUGUGUCUGCCACAUGGCCUCGAAUCUCUUCCUGAUGAGUUAAGGUACUUAUGUUGGCCUGAGUUUCCACUGAAGCACCUACCCUCUGAAUUUUGUCCAGAGAAUCUUGUUGAGCUUGACAUGAGACAUAGCACUCUUAACAGGCUCUGGAGCGGUGCUCAGAACCUGGGUAGCUUAAAGAUUUUAAAUUUGGACUGGUCAGAGAAGCUGAAAGAAUUGCCCGAUCUAUCAGGGGCCCAAAAUCUUGAGCGGAUUGAUCUGUAUGGAUGCUGUCAGAUUGAUGAAUUCCCUAAGAUCCCAAAAAACAUACAAGAAAUAAAUAUGGGUGGGACCGCAAUAAGAGAAGUGCCUUCUUCAAUUCAACAUCUCUCCAGACUUGUCAAACUCAAUCUAUUCCAUUGUAAGAGACUCGAGAAGCUUCCAGAUACUUUGAGCAAUCUAGAAAGCCUUGAAGAUCUGACUCUAUCAGAAAGCAGAAACAUAAAAAGGUUACCAGCCCUUCCGAGGAAAAUAAAACUCCUUGACUUUGAUGGUGUUGGAGUGGUAGAGCUUUCCCCCUCAAUUGGUUCUCUCCACAUGCUAUCUCGUCUUGAUCUUAGGUGUUGUGGGAACCUUAUGUUUUUACCCAGCGACAUUUGGAAGAUGCAAUCUCUUAAGUCCUUAAGUCUUUCUGAUUGCUCAAAGUUGGAAGAAAUUCCAGAAGUUCUGGAGAGUAACGAGUGCUUGAAAGAGAUUAUGUUAAUUAUCAUUGAUAAUCCAAGAAAUCCCAUGGAUUCAAAUACUGCUCCAGGGAAUGAGAUUCCUGCUAUGGAUAUCGAUGAGAAUCCUCAUAUAGCGGAGGUUACGAACCCCGUUAAUCAUGAUGUUGCUGGCACAGAUAUGAAUAAUCAAGUGCCAAACGUUGCGAACGUUGUCCCACUAGGAAUGCCUUCGGUUGUUGCGAACUCCGAAAACCAGGCAAUUCCUAUUGUGCCUAUCGGCCCGGCUGAGAGACCUGAACAAUUUAAGGGUCAAAAUUUCAAACGCUGGCAACAAAAGAUGUUGUUUUUCUUAACACAGCUUAAGUUGUCUCGUUUCAUGUGUUGGAACUUUGUGCUGAACGGUUUGGAUGAUUCGCUUUAUGGUGUUUUCUCCAAAUAUGUUACGGCAAAGCAACUCUGGGAAGCGAUUGAUCAUAAAUAUCGGGUCGAAGAGGCUAACCAAGGACGAAUGGUGGUAGCCAAGCUCCUAAACUACCGUAUGAUAGAUACAAGGAGUGUUGUGGAACAAGUAGAUGAAUUACAAAUCAUCUUCCACAACUUGGCGGGAGAAGACAUCAUGGUAAAUGAACGGUUCCAGGUGGCAACUCUGAUUGAAAAAUUGCCUCCCUCCUGGACGAGUUUCAAGAAUGACCUGAGACAAAAACCUAAGGACAUGUCUUUGAAGGAUUUACAUCGUCGUGUGAGAAUUCGGCAGGAAUCUCAACCUAUUCUUAAAAUGAAUGGGCAGUUUGGAUCCAAGGCAAAUGUCGUUGAGACGACUAAGGCCAAAGGGAUUAAGAAGCGGAAGAUUGAUAAGAAUGUCAACUCCAAGAAAUUCAAGGGGAAUUGCUACGUCUGUGGCAAGACUGGACAUCUAGCGAAGGACUGCUACCAUCGCAAGGAAGGUGCCCAGAAAAAAAUUGGGAAUAAAACCCAAGCUCAGUAG
Tarenaya hassleriana is the source of this 2829-nucleotide messenger RNA. RefSeq names its product TMV resistance protein N-like. The coding region runs from base 1 to 2829 and encodes 942 amino acids. The transcript has 5 exons. Gene Ontology annotation, biological process: defense response. Gene Ontology annotation, molecular function: ADP binding; nucleic acid binding; zinc ion binding. The record is from RefSeq and is a predicted model, not a curated record. Lineage: Eukaryota; Viridiplantae; Streptophyta; Magnoliopsida; Brassicales; Cleomaceae.